AUGGUGCUGGAAUUGCACAUAUGGGGCCCAGCUUUUGACCUGCCCUCUAUCGAUGCCCCAUGUCUUGCGGCGAUUUGUUACCUGCGCAGCUGCCUUCCUGCUGACGCCUGGUCAUUGAUCCCUUCUAGCGAUCCGGCCGUCAGCCCUCUUGGAGAGCUUCCAGCCCUACGCAAUGGCGAGACUUGGGUAUCAGGGUUUGACAAUAUCGUUGCGUACUUGAAACAUGUCUCAGGCGGAGAAUGGGACCUCGACAAAGACCUCGACGACAAACAACGGGCCGAUCGCGCCGCCCUAUCAUCCUUUCUCGAAUCUCGCGGCCAGCCUCUGCUCGACCUGUAUCUCUAUGUUAGCACCGACAACUAUCAUGGCGGUACCAGGCAAGCUCUUGCCGAAAUCUUGACGUGGCCCAACAGCUGGUCUGUGCCUCAUCAAGUACGAGCAAAAGCAAAGAAGAGAUCGGAACAUUUGGGGCUCAGCGGCCUUGAUGUGGACACUGCGCAGGAAGACAAGAAGGAGGAUGCAGUGUUAACGGCACAGAUCCCGAAAUCCUUGCGGAAACCAAGGCAAACUGUCAGUGGGCUGCUUGGAAGGAACAUGCAGAAGAACCGAUUUCGUUUAGAUGGCAUCACUUCUGACUUCUUCGAGCCACUGCUGGACGCCUUGGGAGAAAAAGAGUGGUUUCUCAGAGAUCAAACUUCCAGCGUGGAUUGUCUGGCAUUGGGGUAUCUUGCGCUUAUGCAGAGCCCUAAUCUGCCACAAGCGUGGCUGAAGGACGCUCUUCACAACAAAUAUGCGAAACUAGAUGGUUGGGCUCGAAAGCAUUCGGGAGAGAUAUUCGGUGGACCGGUUGAUGUAUCCGUGGUGCUGGGCCGCAAAGAUGGCCUUGCCUCUGCCGGGUCUGUAUUACCCUGGCAAGUUCCAAGAAAGAGGAAUUUGCCGCAGGUCUUGCAAGCAAUCUUGGAGAACUGCGUGACUCCAAUCCCUAUUUUGGGUUCGUGGUUUUCGAUCUCGGAUAUCGGGCAGGACCAGUCGAAGGAUCUUGUACGUCACGACGUAACACAACACAGGUUGGCCCAAUUACGCCGACGGAGGGAUAUAUAUGUCCAGCUUCUGGCGUCCACUUGUGCUAUUACAGGCCUAAUGGGAUGGAUGCUGUACAAGGGCAUAUUGCACAUUCCUCGUCGAACACCGACAACACCCAAGGGCCGUAGCUUCGGUGAAGCAGGGGCUCUGCUGGGACUUGCCUGA
Exophiala dermatitidis NIH/UT8656 is the source of this 1248-nucleotide messenger RNA. RefSeq lists its product as uncharacterized. The record is from RefSeq and is a predicted model, not a curated record. NCBI's taxonomy places the organism in Eukaryota, Fungi, Ascomycota, Eurotiomycetes, Chaetothyriales, Herpotrichiellaceae. The transcript has a single exon. Gene Ontology annotation, biological process: mitochondrion organization. Gene Ontology annotation, cellular component: SAM complex. Bases 1 to 1248 code for a protein of 415 amino acids.